Molecule: messenger RNA, 1083 nt
Organism: Pseudocercospora fijiensis CIRAD86
Lineage: Eukaryota; Fungi; Ascomycota; Dothideomycetes; Mycosphaerellales; Mycosphaerellaceae
Exons: 3
Coding region: 1-1083 (360 amino acids)
Molecular function (GO): methyltransferase activity
Source: RefSeq, a predicted model, not a curated record
AUGCAAGGCAUGGCUUUGAAUCAGCUUCUCGCAUGCCUCAAAUGGCUGGGCGAAUUCCAGGUCCUGGCGUGUAUUCCUCUCAAAGGCAGCAUUCAUGCUCGCGAUGUUGCGGAUCUGACCGGCGUGCCAGAGACACAGCUAUGCCGUGUCGUGCGAUUAAUGGCAACAGCUGGAUUCCUUCAUGAGCCGCGUCCUGGUCAAAUCGCACACACCGUCCUGUCCGGCGCCUUCGUCACAGACUUGUCACUGCUGGAUGCCGGCAUGUUCCUCAGCGAAACUGCAGCGCCCGUUGCUCUCCACAUGGCCACGGCGACAGAGCGUCAAAGCGAUCUCCAGGCUUCAAAUAGUGCGUACUCGGUCGCGUUCAACACAUCACAGCCUUUCGAAGCAGCUUGCGUUGAGAGAUCCAGACUACAUCGUCAAUGGUCCGCAUACAGCCGGUGCGCUGGAGAUGCGGAAGACAAGACUGUUGAGCUUUUUGGACAGCUAAAUUGGCGAAGCCUUGGUAGCGCCACCAUAGUCGAUUCGUGCGCGCAAUCGACAGAUCUGGUCCUGGAAUUGGCGAAACUGUACCCUUCUCUUCAUUUUGUGGUGCAGAUGAACAAUGCUGCUGCUGUGCAGCAAGAGGCGUGCCGGAGACCAGAAUCAGAAGACGUCAAACGCCGCAUGAAAAUUCAAGAGCGCAUGCCCUCGGCCCCUCAGACGGUGAAAGAUGCCGCAGUAUACAUCCUGCGAUUGCCUGCCACCUUACGACCCUCCGCUGUACAAAUUCUCGCCGAGCUCAGAGCACACCUAGGAGCCCUUCGGGCGAAUAGCUCCGCGACUCUUAUCCUGGCAACCCCCUUACUCCCAGAACCAGGAACUCUCGAUCCGGAUAGCGAAGCACGAGCGCGAGUCCGAGAUCUUGCGAGAUUACAGUUGACGAAUGAAACUGAUCUCGAGCUUUCCGAAUUGAUAGAAUUGGUGAAUGGCGUCCACGAUAGUAAUGGCCGGUUCAGAGUCGUGAGCAAACUUCGGUCGAGGGAUAGUGCUGCCACAGCGGCGUUGGGUAUCAAGUAUCAGGCAGUUCCAACUGCACCUUAG